CCAUUUCCCGUGAGGCCCAGCGGUGCGGGCCUGCGGCGGCGCUGCGGGAGGGCUGUGGACGGCGGAGCAGGUCAAUUUCCCCAAACAGUGCCAAAGGAAUGAGGAUGGGACCAGAAAAUACUGCCAAGGAAACAGUCCUCAUUACUGGAGGAGGUGGUUACUUUGGCUUCCGUUUAGGUUGUGCCAUGUACCAAAAGGGAGUUGAUGUGAUUCUCUUUGAUGUUGUGAAGCCACGUCAAACUGUGCCAGAGGGAAUAAAGUUCAGGCAAGGGGAUGUCUGUUGCCUGUCUGAAGUGGAAGAGGCUUUUAGCGAUGUAAUCUGUGUAUUCCAUCUCGCUUCCUAUGGAAUGUCUGGUAGGGAGCAGCUGAACCGGAAACUGAUAGAAGACAUUAAUGUGAAAGGAACAGAAAAUGUCAUCCGAGCCUGCAAGAGCACAGGAGUGUCGAGUCUGGUUUACACAAGUACAUAUAAUGUGAUCUUUGGAGGUCAGGUUAUAGAAAAUGGGGAUGAAUCUCUGCCCUACCUACCUCUUCACCUUCAUCCAGACCACUACUCCCGGACCAAAUCUGUAGCUGAAAUGAAGGUGCUGGAGGCAAAUGGUGCUGAGCUUGGAAAUGGCAAAGGUGUAUUAAGGACUUGUGCUCUCCGACCAGCAGGCAUCUAUGGACCUGGAGAACAAAGACAUCUUCCAAGAAUAGUUAGCUACAUUGAAAGGGGACUGUUCAAAUUUGUAUAUGGAGAUCCACAGAGUCUAGUAGAAUUUGUACAUGUAGACAAUCUAGUUCAGGCUCACAUUCUUGCCUCUGAGGCCCUCAAAGCUAACAAAAAGCACAUAGCUGCAGGCCAAGCCUACUUUAUUUCAGAUGGCAGGCCUGUAAAUAACUUUGAAUUUUUCCGACCCUUAGUGGAAGGUUUGGGUUACAAGUUCCCAACCUGUCGCCUGCCUCUUUCCAUUGUCUACUUUUUUGCAUUCCUUACUGAAGUAGUUCAUUUUCUGGUAGGACAUGUUUAUAAUUUUCAGCCUCUCCUCACUCGCACAGAGGUUUACAAAACAGGUGUCACACAUUAUUUUAGUAUGGAGAAGGCCAGAAAGGAGCUGGGGUAUGAGCCUCAGCAGUACAGCCUGAAUGAAGUGGUUGAGUGGUUUAGAUCUCAGGGCUGUGGACCAAAGCCAAGAAAGUACAGCAUUGUGCAUCUUGCUAGAGAUGGCGGAUUGCUCUUCCUGCUGAUUGCUGUGAUGGUCUCAUGGCUUUCUUCCACAGUUACAUUUUCACUCUGAAAGAUGAAAUGCUGCAUAUGGAGGACAGAAUUUAGUUACAUCUCUGAGCACUUUUGCUUUUGACAGCUAAUGAAACAAAACCCAAGAAAUUAAAAUAGAUGUUUAUGUCAUGUCAUUCAGGUAAAUAUCUCAGCAGGUUUAUCCCCAAGGACCAGAAAUGCUGAGUAAAAAGAUAAUUUUUCACACAUAGUUCCUUUUCAAAGCAAAAAUUGUUCAGACCUCUAACAAGAUGAAGUUCAGUAUUGCUCCAAACAGCAUUUUAUUUUCAGGUACAACAGCACACUACAUUGAAUGGAACAAGUGUCCUUAGGCUGACCCUUCUUCCCUGACGGGACUGUACUGUUCAUUAUUGCCUUUUAUUCCUCAAAAUUUGGUGCUACACAGUUCCUUCAUCAUAUUCCAAAACCAAAUUCUGCUUUCCAGCUUGGUGUUGAGUGAAGUGGGGGUAGAUUUAGUAAGAGAUGAAGCCCCUUGCUUUCUAGCCAGUUUUCAGAGAUUAGAAAGGCUAGGGGCCACUGGAUUUUUCUCUUGAUAGUGAUGGCAGUUGGGGAGGGUUACAGUUCCAGCACCAGAUGCAUGAACAGCCCAGUUGUGCUGUAGUGGGGUUGUGUUUCAGCAUGAAUGAUGAGGUUUAUUUACACUUGCAACAGAUUCUUUAGAUUGGCAGUGAUGGGGACUUGACUGCAGCAAUCGCUCUACAGCUUUACAGUUACCUAGGACAAAAUACGCUGGGUAGCAGUGCCAGGACAGUUUAUCAAAAGGGGUAUCCCUGCUGGGGAGGGUAAGGAAGACAAGCCUGUCACACUGUCCCCAGUGUUUUGUUUGUGGAAUUCUCACCUGCACUCUGGGUUCCAAAAGGGCUACACUGAUACCUCGGAUUGCUGUUGUGUAAAGUGUGGGAGUGGGACUGCAGCUGUAUCACUAAGUGGGCUUUUGGGUUGCACAAACAUUUCUUCAUGGCCUUUCAGACUUGAUGUCAUCUACUGGGAAAAAGCCAUCUUCUGCCAGGAAUAGCUAACUGCUGGGAUAAGCAAGACAAAGGCAUUCCAGGGCCAUACCUGAUCUCAUCACUGAACAUGGACAGCUGGGCCUUCACUCAGUGUCUGGUUCAGAUCUAGAUGCUUAUCAGCAAGUUAUGCUUUCCUAUUUCCAGUAUUUGUGCUUCCUGCACUUGGAUGUAUAUAUGCCUAAUCAAGAUUAACUGAGUAGCUCCUAAACAAUAAAUAAAUGUUUCUUCUAAUACAUUCUGGUUUGCUUUUCUGAGUUAACUCUGUGAUAUCUGAUGACAUUUCUGGGAAAAGCAUAAUGGUUAAUCUGAGUUACACUGCUUGGAGCAACAAAGAUUUGUAGAUUUUUCUAACAGUAAAAUAUGACUGUUUAAAAUGAAUGAGCUACUUAAGUAUAUUCAUAAAUAAGACCUAUGAUUUUUCCCAGCAUUACUGAAGGGUUAAACAAAUAAUCCAUCAAAGACAUUUACUAAAUUAUUACAUUCAUUUCCCACUGUUUAUACAACAUUUAGCAUUUAAUAAUAUUUCUUUUAACACUCAACACAACCUGAAUAGAACUUCAGCUCUGUAGUAGGAUGAUAAGCACUUGAUACAAUGAAACUCCUGUGGCAUUUUAAGAACAGAAAAUAAGAAGCUCAAGUACAGGUCACUGCUGACUCUAACAACUCCCUCAUCUCUGUCAGUUUUAACAGAAAUUUCACAUCAAAAUGUUAAAUCACAAAGUUGUUUAAGCCAUUAGCAUUAC
This is a messenger RNA of Dryobates pubescens (Downy woodpecker), 3032 nucleotides long. RefSeq names its product short chain dehydrogenase/reductase family 42E, member 1 (gene SDR42E1). The transcript is spliced from 3 exons. Gene Ontology annotation, molecular function: 3-beta-hydroxy-Delta5-steroid dehydrogenase (NAD+) activity. The coding region runs from base 99 to 1280 and encodes 393 amino acids. Lineage: Eukaryota; Metazoa; Chordata; Aves; Piciformes; Picidae. The record is from RefSeq and is a predicted model, not a curated record. Gene Ontology annotation, biological process: steroid biosynthetic process.